AUGGCAACAAUAGACCUCCUCCUCCCUUUCGUCCUCCUACUCCUCGUGGCUACUCCAGCCCACGGAGAGUACGGCGUGGUCCACGUGGUAUCAGGGAAGGGCAGCAAAGACUACUGCGCCCUCUUCAGUUCUGAGUACGUCACCUUGCCCCGGGAUCUCCACCAUGCCCCUCUGCUGCCCCUGCAUGAUGGCACCAAAGCACCCUGGUGCCCCAGUGAGAACACCUACCAGUCAUCCCCACAAGGCACCAGCCCCCAGAAACCACUGAGCAAAACCACUGCCAUGGUGCUCCGGGGCAACUGCAGCUUUUAUGCCAAGGGCCGCCUGGCCCAAGGCCAGGGUGCCUACGGCCUUCUUAUCGUCAGCCGUGCUGGCGACCUCCAGUGUUCGGACACCACCCCACUCCCAGUGACCUACCAGAGCCAAGGGCUGCUCCCUGACCUGAGCAUCCCCGUAGCGGUACUCCGCUACGACGAUAUGUUGGAUAUCUUGAACCAGGCCCGAGGAAGGGCCAUUCCCCGGGUGGCCAUGUACGUGCCCCCAGAGCCGGUCCUUGACUACAACAUGGUGAUCAUCUUCAUCCUGGCCGUGGGCACCGUGGCUGUGGGGGGCUACUGGGCCGGGAUGAGCGAGGCGGAGAGGCUCCAGCGGCGCCGAGAGCGUCGAGGCGGAGCUGCCAAUAUCAGCGAGGAGGCGGAAGGGAUGGCGGAAGAGGAAGACGAGGAGGAGGAGCCAGUGGACUUCACGCCAGCUAUGACGGGAGCGGUGGUCCUCAUGUCCUGUUCCAUCAUGCUAUUGCUCUAUUUCUUCUACGAUUGUUUUGUCUACAUUAUGAUUGGCGUCUUUGGGUUGGGCGCCGGUACUGGCCUCUACAGCUGCCUGUCUCCGCUGGCUCGCCGCCUGCCCCUGGGACGCUACCAGCUCAUCCUGCCAGGCCUGCAGACUUACCUGCAGCUGUCCUUGAUCCUGCUGGCCGGCCUGUGCACCUCCAUCACAGCCAUCUGGAUGAUCUUCCGCAACGAGGAGCGCUGGGCCUGGUUCCUACAAGACACUCUGGGUGUAGCCUAUUGCCUGUUUGUGCUCAGGCGAGUGAGGCUGCCCACGUUGCGGAGCUGUGCCUCCUUCCUGCUGGCCCUGCUGGCCUUCGAUGUUUUCUUUGUCUUCAUCACCCCUUUUCUCACCAGGACUGGCGAGAGCAUCAUGGUAGAAGUAGCCUCUGGCCCUUCGGAUUCCACCAGCCAUGAGAAGCUGCCCAUGGUGCUGAAGGUGCCUCGCCUCAGCUUCUCCCCACUGACGCUCUGUGACAGACCAUUCUCCAUCCUUGGCUUUGGGGACAUCGUGGUGCCUGGCUUCCUGGUGGCCUACUGCCACCGCUUUGACAUCCAGGUACGCUCUUCUCGAGUCUACUACAUGACCUGCACCUUAGCCUAUGCCGUUGGCCUGUUAGUCACUUUUCUCGCCAUGAUUCUCAUGCAGAUGGGCCAGCCAGCACUGCUCUAUUUAGUAUCCUGUACACUCAUCACCAGCCUGGGAGUUGCUGUCUGUCGCCAAGAGCUCUCCCUCUUUUGGACUGGUCAGGGUUUCAUUAAGCCACCCACCCGCCCCACCAUCCAGUCACCUCCUUCCCCUGACGUUAGGGUGAUGGCUGAAGAGCCAUCUCCAUCGCCAGAGCAGAAGUCAGAAGAACAUACUGAUAUCCAGCCUAUUGUAAAGCCCAAGGAGCUAAAUGGGGAGGAGGCCAGCCUCCUGGAAAUCAGCAUUAGAGGGGACUCAGAGGAGACUCUCCUGCCAGCUGAGGAUGGAGGCACCAGCCCAUGCUGCCUCACUGAUAGCUCUGAGGGCUGGAGUGAUGCCAACCUAGAUCCAGAAGAGCUGCCUACCCCUCCACUUGGGACUAAUGAAAAUCCAGGAACCCUGGGCACACAGGCGGGGGAACUGAAUGAUGCCCCUGAAGGCACUGUUGUCUGGACAGGGCUCCACAAAAGAAAGGGCUUAAAGGUCAAGAAAAGCCUAUCAGCCCAAGCCUCACUAAACUAG
Messenger RNA from Gracilinanus agilis (Agile Gracile Mouse Opossum), 2037 nucleotides. It is a transcript of the gene SPPL2C, whose product is annotated as signal peptide peptidase like 2C. Lineage: Eukaryota; Metazoa; Chordata; Mammalia; Didelphimorphia; Didelphidae. Gene Ontology annotation, molecular function: aspartic endopeptidase activity, intramembrane cleaving. Gene Ontology annotation, cellular component: lumenal side of endoplasmic reticulum membrane; cytoplasmic side of endoplasmic reticulum membrane; lysosomal membrane. The coding region runs from base 1 to 2037 and encodes 678 amino acids. Gene Ontology annotation, biological process: membrane protein proteolysis. The record is from RefSeq and is a predicted model, not a curated record. The transcript has a single exon.